Pelagomonas calceolata is the source of this 1869-nucleotide messenger RNA. Lineage: Eukaryota; Pelagophyceae; Pelagomonadales; Pelagomonadaceae. The record is from the annotation of a GenBank genome assembly.
GCGCGCCGCGCCACCGCGCCUUGUGCAAUCCGCUGGCAGUACGCGUGAGUCGCGGUCGGCUAGCACACGCACGCAUCCAGCGCCGCACAGCUGCGGCGCCGCCAAGGCUUACAAGGGCCCAAAGCCCGCCAUCACCUGCACGCCGCGCGCACUGCUGAAAGCAACCACAACACCGCUCAGAGAGGGAUGGACUUCCGCGCAAGCAACGCCUACACGGGUUCCAUACAAGGCUACGUCUUCACGACGCGGAAUGGUAGAACGGGCUAUUAUGAGGACCCGCAGCAACCAAAAACGGACAAGACCAUCGACGCCAUUCUAGAGAAAGCGGACGACGAGGACAUCGAGGAAAUUGAUCAAGCGGCCGUGCGGAAGUUAUUAUUAACCCUAGAAAAGCGCAUCACGCGAAAUGCUCAGUUACGCGUCAAGUACGCGGACGAACCGUCGAAGUUUGUGGAGUCCGAGGUCGAUCUAGAUGACGCGAUCAAGGGUCUGGGCUUGUGUGCGGCAGCUCCCGAAUAUUAUGGCGAGUUCGCUCGGUUAGGUGGUGUCGGUUCGGUCGUGGGGCUGCUGGCGCAUGAGAAUGGGGACAUUGCCGCGUCGGCGGUCGCGUUGUUGUUUGAUUUGACGGAUGCGGACGAUGCGGUCGGUGAGGAAGCCAUCAAAGGUCAUGCCGCAUUCGUGGAGGCUUUGAUCAAGUGCGAAGGACUGGAGACGCUUUCGCAGUCGCUGGAGCGCUUCGACGAGGGCGUGCCGGAGGAAGCCCAAGCGCGGCACCACGCGUUAGGUGUCUUUGAACAUAUUAUCGAAGACGAGGAAGUAGCGAAGCGUAGUGCGCGCGUGCUGCAGACGUGGCUCGCGUCGAGAAUCGUAGCCAAAAAAGGCGACGACGCGGUUAAAUUGUACAGCGCCGAGGUUUUGUCGAUAUUAUGCGGGUCGUGCGCUACGAUACUCGCGACCCCGGAGACCAUCGAUGCGCUGCUCCGGGCCUGCGCCAAGUACCGACGCAAGGACCCCGAGGGCCCCGACGACGAGGAGCUCUUGGAAAAUCUCUUCCAGAGCCUGGCGGCGUUAUUGAGCGGCGCCUCCUCGACAGCAGUGCCCGAGUUCGUGAAAGCCGAGGGCGUCGAGCUCAUGCUGCGGUGUCUGAGCGAAGGGCGGGCGGCCGCCGCGCCUUCACUGAGAGUGCUAGCGGCCGCAUUGGAGCAUCCGCGCGACGAUGCGAUGGAGGAGGCCACGGGCGCGCCUCGAAGAGUGAUCAGCGCGGACGGCAUGCGCCACCUCUUUCCUGCUUUGAUGGGCCGCGGCGCGGCGCGCGGCGCCGUCGUCGGGGCCGCCGACCGGAGAGCUAAAAAAAGGCGGAAGCGGCGUAGGAACGAUGAUCAAAGAGCCCUCGACGAGCACGUCGUGGCCUGCGUCGCCGCGCUCUGCCUCUACGCCUCUCAGGAAAACGCGCCGGACGAGGCCCGCGCGCGCCUCGUGCGCAAGUUCCUGGAGAAGGACCAGGAGAAGCUCAAGAAGGUGCUGGAGCGGUACGGGGGCUACAUGCGCGACGUCGUCGCGAUUGAACGCGAGGGCGGCGCGGACCCGCUCCAGACGUUAGCGCGAGCGCUCGGCGCGGGCCUCCACGCGCUGCGGCUCUGCGGCGCGAUUUUGGCCUUCUGCGCGGUCUUCGCGCCGGCGGCGCGGCCGACGCUCCUCGAGGGUUUGGGGCGGGGCGGCGUCGGCGAGCUGGCGAACUGCGUUUCUGAUCUUGCGGCCGCCGUCCACGAAGAAGGUUCAGAGGGGGGCGACGGCGCGGCGGCGGCGCGCGCGGCGACGCUGCGGGUAUGGGCGGGGGCCGUCGCGGCGGUCGCACCUUCGUAAAUCUAG